AAUUUAUCAUAGGCAAAAUUUGUGCUUCAUUCUUAGCUGUGUGCUGAGCAUCCCUGCACCGGCAUGCACAGUCUCCCAAGGCUCAUACUGCCGAAGAGUACGCCCCUCUCUCUUUCUCUCUCUCUCACACACACUCAGGCUCUCCCACUCAACCUCUCCCUCACACACACACACACAUAUUCACACACACGUGCUCGCAGUCACACACGCGCAGUGCCUGUCAGGAGCGCCGCUGCUGGACCACAGCCAUCUCGCGAAGGAGGUUCCAGCGGAGGAAAGAGAAAGCCAGAGCGAGCGCGAGACAAAGGGAAGGAGGACGGUAGAAGGAGAGGAGCGAAUAGGAGCGCGGGGACCGGCACAAGGAACGAGAGAUCCAGCACUUUGUGAAGAACAGAAAGCGAGGGACAGGAGGAGGGAGGAGGAGAGAGGAAAAAAGAGGAGGGGGAACAGGAAACGCGAUCACUUUCAGCUGCAGCCGUCCGUGUCGCAGCAUGGGCAAUGCACCAUCCCAAGCCAACGCCGGGGCCUGUUUUCCUAAGCAAGAUCCCGAGCGUGGUGGCAGUCACAUGAUCUCCACAGAUGACUUGGAAUAUCCACGGGAGUACCGGACGCUGGGGAACAGCGCUCGACGCUUCUCCAAUGUGGGCCUGGUGCACACGUCGGAGCACCGCCACACCGUCAGCGCUGCCCAGAGCCUGGAGGCCCUGACCAACCUGCACAAGGCUGACAUGGAACGCAAGAGGGACGCCUUCAUGGAUCACCUGAAGAGCAAGUACCAGCAGCAGCAGCAGCAGCUGCAGCAUCCGCACCACAGCCCGCACCACAACCCGCCAUCGCCCUCACCCUCCCACGCCAGCAUGAGGGGUACGUCAGAGCGGUCUGCACGAGAACAGCAACAGCCCAACUACUGGAGCUUUAAGAGCCGCAGUCCAAGGCAUUCCCAGUCUACCCAGUCUGGGCUUGCCGACCAGGCCGCCAAGCUCUCCUUUGCCUCCGCUGAAUCCUUGGAGACCAUGUCAGAAGCCGACAUCCCCAUCGGGUUCAACCGGAUGAACCGAUUUCGCCAGAGCCUGCCUCUGUCCCGCUCUGCCAGCCAGAAUAAGCUACGAUCUCCAGGAGUGCUCUUCCUGCAGUACGGAGAUGAGACACGUCGGGUUCACAUCACCCACGAACUGAGCAGUCUGGACACACUGCACGCACUCAUCGUGCACAUGUUCCCUCAGAAGUUGACAGCAGGUAUGCUGAAGUCACCCAACACGGCCAUCUUGAUCAAGGACGAAGCGCGCAACGUCUUCUACGAAUUGGAGGACGUCCGGGACAUACAGGACCGCAGCAUCAUCAAAAUUUACCGCAAAGAGCCUAUCUACGCUUCCUACCCUGCUGCUGCACACCUGGCUAACGGAGACCUGAGGAGGGAGAUGGUGUACACCUCUCGUGACUCCUCCCCAACUCGCCGGCUCAACACCCUCCCCUCCUCUACAGCCUCAGCGUCCUCUGGUUCUCCAUCCCGCUCACGCCUCUCCUACAGCGGGGGCCGUCCUCCAUCCUUCGCUGGCUCUCAUCCCCAGCAUGAACAGCCUCGACAUCCCCACCAUCCUUCAGCCGGCCACGCUGCCAAUGCAGGCUUGUCUCCCUCGCCCAGCGCUAUCCUUGAGCGCCGUGACGUCAAGCCUGAUGAAGAAGUUUCUGCAAAAAACAUGGCACUGAUGAAGAACGAGGGGCUCUAUGCAGAUCCUUACAGCCUGAUGCACGAGGGCCGCCUCAGCAUCGCCUCCACACAGUCAUUAGCUACCAUUGGAGACCCCUUUAGCUUUCCUGUUUCCAGUGGCCUGUACCGCCGUGGCUCUGUGCGCUCACUCAGCACCUACUCAGCCGCUGCUCUUCAGGGGGACCUGGAGGACUCCCUCUACAAGCCUGGAGGUUCACUCUACUCUGACACAUACUCCUCAGCCACACUGGGCAUGGGUUUUCGCAUGCCACCGUCAUCCCCACAGAAAAUUCCAGACAUGCAGUUGAGGGACAGGGACUCGUAUUCUAGCUCACCCAGCAGAGCCUCACCUGUCAGGCAGACCUUCCGCAAGGACUCAGCCUCCUCCUCUGUGUUUGUGGAGAGCCCAAAGUCGAGGCCCAGCUCUAGUUCAGAGCCUCUGUGUCUGACAGCCGGGCCCGGGGAUGGUGGUAGGGCCACGCCUGGCUUUGGAAAUUCAAUGUCUGGACAAGACUCUGACAACAGCAGGGAUCAUCGUCUGGAGCGUAUGGAGGCAAUGGAGAAGCAGAUAGCCAGCCUUACUGGCCUGGUCCAGAGUGUGCUGACCAGAGCACCAGACAGUGACAGCACAUGCGGCCUUCUGCGUCUCUGCAUGAUGGCGGGCUGCCCUCCGGACCAAGGAACGGAGUUCUCACGGCCAUUACCUUUCUCUUCCAGCGAGAAGACCGAAACCAACAGCGACGGCUCCGCCACUGGAACUGGACGGCUGAAGCACAAAGCUCAUACACCAUCAGCACCUCUAGCUCUGAUGCCGCCGCCACCCUCAAACACAACCCCGGUGAACAGCCUCGGCCGCUUGCAGAUGCAGCUUCACCUGCACGGCCUGCAGCAAAAUGCCACCGACCUGCGCAAACAGCUCACCCAGCUACGCAAGACACAGCUAGAGAACCAGGAUUCAGUGCGAACUCUGUUGAAGCGGACCGAAGCUGAGCUGAACGUGCGUGUGGCUGAUGCCCUUAGGAAGCAGGAAGAUCCUCUGCAGAGACAGCGCCUCCUGGUGGAGGAGGAGAGACUCAAGUACCUCAAUGAGGAAGAGCUCAUCAUCCAGCAGCUCCACGACCUGGAAAAGUCAGUGGAGGAGAUCCAGAAGGAGUCGUCUGUCAACCACAAGCUGGUGACAGUGCAGGAGCUGGAGGAGAAGGCCACUGUUCUGAGAAAGCUGGGAGAAACACUCACAGAACUGAAAAAUCAGUUCCCAGGUCUGCAGAGUAAGAUGCGGGUGGUACUCAGGGUGGAGGUGGAGGCUGUCAAAUUCCUGAAAGAGGAGCCACACAGGCUCGAUGCCCUGUUAAAACGCUGCAAGACUAUAACUGACACCCUCGCCACCAUGCGCAAACAAGCAAAUGGGGGUGUGUGGAAGAAGCAAGAAGACUUUUCUAGUCCUUCAUCAAAGCACAAUGACGACUUGCGAAAGUUUUCAGACUUUGAAAUCCCCACUAGCCCACCACUCACCAUCAAUGACCUUGGGGGAGGUAACAGCCUGUCCAACUGGAGCCCCCACUCCAGCCUCAGCCGUGUCCACGGAAACCUGUCUGGCCCUCACAAGGACAAUCAUCCUCCUGUUCCCAACAAGGGCAAAGCCCUGGAGGAGCUAGAACGGCGUGCUGCUGCUGACAAAGCUUUGUCUGUGGAAGUUCGACUGGCAGCAGAGCGGGACUGGGAGGAGAAGCGGGCCAGUCUGACCCAAUACAGUGCCCAGGAUAUCAACCGGUUGCUGGAGGAGACCCAGGCUGAGUUAAUGAAAGCUAUUCCAGAUUUGGACUUUGCUGCCAAGCAAAUCAAGCCCUCCUCUAACACACCAUCAUCCCAGAACCCCCAAAGUGGGGUAGGAACCUCAGAGCACCGUGUUAUUAAGCCACAGCACAAACUUUCUGGGAAAGAGGGAGGAUCCAGGCGGGGCUCUGAUGAGCUGACAGUACCACGGUAUCGCACAGAGAAACCCUCCAAGUCUCCACCUCCUCCACCACCUAGACGCAGUUUCCCCUCUUCUCCAGGCAUAACCACCCGCAGCGGAGAGCCCCUCAUUCCUGGAAAAAGUAUAAAGAAGUCUGAAUCUGAAGAGACUGAAGGCCAGAAGCCUCAUGUGAAACUGAGGAGGGCUGUGUCUGAAAACCCUCGUCCUGCAUCUACACCACCCACACUUGCCUCUGGGGACAAGGAGGAGAGAGAGGAGGAGAAAAUUGCUGCAGAAUUGGAGCUGUUUGAGAGAGCCCCGCUCAGGCUCGCUCUGUCCCCUCCCCUUCCCCUACCUGUUAGUCCUCGCAGCAGGAAAAGUGUACCUCCCUGCAGACUGGACCUGUGGCCCUCUGAGGCCCCAGGCACUGAGGGAAGGCACUUAUCUCCUGUCCCCCACAUCGUGUUGACAGAGUGUUUGCCUGCUUCGCCCACUGCCUCAGAGGACCCUGUCAGAGAUUUAGCAGAUGACCCUGUAGAAGAGAGUCCAUCACGAGAUUGGACUGGUCAUUAUACCGUCUACCAGACUCAAAUUUCAAAAGAAAGGGGUGCAUUUGAAAGCCCUUCUCAGCGAGAGCAGUCUUGUUUUAAAGAGGAUAGGGAGUUAAAACAGGAGGUUUCCCUGCUGUUGACAGAUUUGGACGUGAUGGUGGUGUCUCCCAUUGAGGCCCAAGAGUUUAGCAGGACUACAGGACAAGCUCUGCAUACUCUGACCAUCUCACCACAGACCAAAGAAAUCUCUGAGGUCCAGCUGAGUGUCCGGCCUCUCCUAGUGCUCCUCAAGGAGGAAGAAGCUGUCAGGGAGGCCUAUAGGCGACUGCAUUCCCUUUUGGAGUUGUCCAAGCCGGUGCCUAAACCCAGGAUAAAAUCCUCCCCCCACUCUGGCCCGCAGAGCUCUCUGAUGGAGGCUCUGAGGAGAGGGAUAGAGACAGGGGAUAAGGUGCUGACACUUCAGCACAACACUGGAACUAAGACGAUUCCUGAGGUACAGAAGAAUCUAUCCCAGAAGAAAACAAGAGAAGAUAUCCGACACAGCACCUACAGGAGGCUGGACAGCUUGGAGGAGACUAUUCGUGAGCUGGAGAACACCUUGAUAGAGAUCAGUGGCCAUCCAACUGCAGAGCAGCUCUACACUGAGACCACCACCAAAAGCCCUCCUGUGCAGAUGACGGGCAGUCCAACCUCAGAGACCAAGAAGCCACCAGUCCCACCCAAGCCAUGCUCUUUGAGCCCAGCAUCGAUCCAGGGAGGGAAUAUUUCUAGUGUUGGCAAAGUUCUCCACUCAUCAGCUGCCUCCAAACUGAAGCACCUGCAGCAGAACAGCACAGACAAGACUAAAAGUGGCAAAAGAGAGGACUUCAUGAAGACCCAGGGCCAGCAGCAGACAUGCCCACCUUGGGUGACCUCUCUGCUCGGCCCACAGAUUAAGGCCUUGGGGACCAACAGCACCAGUGGCAGUAUUGAGCCAUACCUCUCUGGUAUCCAAACGGGCAUUUUCUCAGGCCGAGUGCCCUCUCCUGCAGCAGCGUUUGCCCCUGGCCUGAGGAAGUACCCCCAGGAAGGAGCAAUGCCCUCCCUGACAGCCUCCUCCAGCCAAGCGAGGGCCCUGCUGGCAAGCCUUUCUGCCUCCGGCCUGAGCACUGAGGCCCUGCUCCUCUCUUCCACUCUACGUCAUCACCGCCUUCUACGUGAGCAGCGAGCCUCCUCCUUGCCCCUGCCCAGCAGCCAGUCCUCCUCCCCGACUCCCCCUGCUACCUCCUCCUCCUCCUCCUCUUCACCCACCACCCCAACUCCUUCUCUGUCUCCCUCCUCUCCCACCCUUUCGAGUUCCCUUACCCUCUCUUCUGCGGCUCUCAAGCGCAGUGCUUGUAGCCUUGACCGCUCCAGCCUCAACAGCUGCAAGGAGGGUGGCAGUGAGCCUGUGAAGAAGGACAUCACCCCUGGCAACUCUCGGUGAUGAAGAGGAGGAGGAUGAGGACAUGGGACAAUUCAAGCACCAUCACAUCAUGAACCAUAAAGAGAAAAUGACUACAUUAUGGAAAAUUCCAGCAUUUUUUUAGAGUUGUAUUUUCUUCAAGAAUUUUUGGCUUUUUCCUCUUCUUUUUUUCCUCUCUACUUUUGGCCUCACUCCAAUUUGCAGAGUCUUCAUAUUCCAUGGCAAGAACUACCGUACUGUAAAUGGAGUUCCAAUCUUCUUCUUGGGACAAGUUUCCACUUUCAUCUGGUUCGGUAGUUUCUCUGCAGUCCUCCCAUGCAGUCAUACUGCCAGUUUGCCAGAUAGAGAGCGCACAAAUGGGCCUCCCCUCCUACCAGCUGCCUGCUAUAAGCUGAUGUGUCUGGACGGAUUCACUGACAGUAGCAGUCUUAUAUAUACCCUCACUCAGUGGGUUGUUAGUGGAGUAGACAUAAUUUCUAGACUGUGACUUUUAUCAUAGAAAAUAGAACUGCAAUAAUCACCAAGCGAGUCCAGUAAUUGUGUGUGUUCAGGAUUAUAUUGCUCUCACUUACCUGCAUCACCUGGCAGAAUGUGAGAACGUACUAAAAAAAAAAAAGUAGAUCAAGGUGAUGAUGUGGUUUCAAGCUGUUUUGUGUUAAAAGGCCAUUUGUAGAUUUUCUUGCAUCACCUGUGUUUUAAACUCUGAACUGGUGCUAUAUUUUCCCCUCCGUUUGUACACACUGUGUAAAGAGUUUACAUGAUCGGUCUCACUCCCCAAUCUUUCACCUGCGCUUUGUUUCAAGUGUACAUUCCACCGUCUGAGAUGUCACACGGUUUGAAUAUUUAUAAGCAUCCCUACAAAAUUAAAUCCUUGCAUCAAAUAUUAAGAACAAUUAUAGAAUUUUUUCAAUUUAAAAUGUAAUUUUCAAAUUAUUAUGUAUUUACAAAAGCACAUUGUAGGGAGCAGUCUUAUGACAGCACAUUUCUAUUUAAAAUAGAACCAGGAGGUACAGUUACACAAACAGAAGGGAAAAAUGUUAAGGGGGAAUUGUAUACAAAUGGUGAAUUUCUGUAUAUGUGUAUUAACUAGUUAAUUAUGACAAUCAGGAUGUUUCCGCAGUAGCAUCUUUCUGGCAUCUUAGCACCUGACAUUAAAACCUUCCCAAAGACUCAAGCACACACAGUGAUUAAUAAUACACACAUUCUGUUACACAUGCACUUGUAAAGCCAAGCUGUUUGUAGAAGCACAGACUCUACUCCUUUUUUGUUUUCAGCAAAUCUUGUAUGAUGAUUCAUCUUUAAGGCACAUCUGUCGCACCACUGAUAAAGAGCAGUCUGGUUAAAUAUGCCACAUCGACCAGAAUGACUUCACCCUUUAAGGAAUCUGAUCUACAGAGUGACAGAUCCAAGUAGUUUCUUUUGGGACGCUUGUUUCUUUUGAAACUUCAAAGAUAAUCUGCUGUGAAGUAGCUUUCAAAGUUCUCAGCAAUUUGCAGGUCUUAUUGUAAAACAUAAAAACUUCUUUGAACAAGAACAAAAUAUAUCUUUCACUGCAGUAAAUUGAUCGCACAACAUCUAUGACCCGCUUUAAACUCUUGAGUAGUGUUUUAAUGAUAUAAGAAUGUUAACCAGCACGUAUUUAGAGACUUCAGAUAUAGCUUGACCCUGAAGGGUCUGAGAGGAGAAUAUAGAAAUAAAAAGCAGUUUCCUCUCAAACACGUGACCCUUUCCUCUAAUUUUGACUGUGUGAAGUAAGUUAACCAUGACAAGCACAAAGCAAGUGUUUCUCGAAGGAAAAAAAACAUCCCUGUAUAUUUAAAAUACUGAUAAAUAUUGCUGUUGCCUCAUUUGGUUUGAUUACCUGCACGUUAAAACAUGAAACAUCUAUGUAUGUUAGGCCUUUGGUGUGUCUUAAUGACGGUAGUUGAAGUUAUUAUUUAAAGCACAUCAAAGGCCUGUCAGUGUAAGCCCUGCACAAGGAACCAUUUUGAAGCUCUCUGUCCCGUGUUAUUGCCUUAAGGCUGCCCACUGGGGAGGUGAUGACGUUCAACGGACAGUCAAAGACAAAGUGAUUUUUCUUUUCCAGUUCACUACAAUGUCUGUGUGAAAUAGAUUUUUUUUGUGGCAUUGAGAUUAAAACAUGUGCAAAGGGGCUUGUGUCAAAGAGUAGGCAGCUUGAGGAGAGGGGAUUAGUUUGGGGACAUGUGUUUGAAGGCUACUUUAAUGAGAAUGGCUUUGACUUGCCUUGUCUCCAUUGAGAGUGCUUGUGAUAUAAAGGACCCAAAGAGAUGAGAGGAAGGGUUUGACAGUCAGAGAGCCAUUAAGCGGCUGUUCUUUCCCCUGCCCCUUUCACUUUGCUUUGUCUUUGGUGUGAAAUAAAUACCACUCAGUUGAGGUUAUCUUAGGAUAAAGUUUGAUGGGCCUCAAUUCAUGAACAGUAACUGUGUGUGCAAUAUGUAAUUAGCACUCUACACUAGCACUAGCAGUUUUACCAAGGCAGUGCUCUUUGCCUUUGAGAAAGGCCUCUUUGUCUGCAAGGACCUGUUAGCAUGUCUUUCCCAGUGCCUCUAAGACUUUGUUCUUGCCAGAAAUCCCCAGUUGAUCUUGUAUUACAGUAUUAGAUCAGCAGCAAUGACAGAAUAACACUUUUACCCAAAGAAGAGGAUGCGAGAAUUGGCUUGAUCCCAUUUUUCGCGGAAAAAAGAAAACAGCGCUUGAAAUGCAGUGUGUGUCGAGUUGCAGCGGUGGCAUUUGACUAAACACUCCCCGAGCUCUAACAAUGUGCAAAACUGCAAGCUCACAGCACAGCGAAUUAAGCCUCACCCUGGGUGCUCUGUAGCUCUGCCAGGCAGGUUCAAGCCCUGGGUUUCAUAUUGAGUGAAGUCAAAUGAAAGAAAUUCACUUACUCAUGCUGUUCCACACUCAAAUCCACAACUCUCCGAGUUAAAUUUGCUGCAUUUGCGUCUGGUGAGCGUUGGGGAGGAAGUAUUCACGCUUGGCUGCCUUCCCCAAGUAAAGUCUGAGAUGAAACCUCCCAGAAUUGCGUGACAGUGCUCUCUGCAAUGAUUUUUUCAAGACAAGUGUUAGUGGGAUGUGAUUUCAACAUGGCUGGAGGUUUAGAGGGCAUGUCGAAGACACUCACAGAGGAUGCCCCUGGCAAUCAGAAAAACUCAUGCAAACUUGAAAUCAAACAUAGAAGAAAUAUACAUAUAUAAAUAUAUCUAAGUGAGAUGUUUGUGUAUGAUAUUAUAAUUGUGAAGAAAAGUGUGAUAUAUAUAGGCCUAGGUUAAAUUAUAUACUGUAAAAUGUCAUCAUCUCUUCAGUUUUAUAUAUUAGUGACCAUUUUGUACAGAUUUUUCUUUUUUAAUUCAUUGACAGAGAUAUUACAUUUCACACUGAGAUUAUUUAUUCAUACGCAGAACAUUUUUAUAUUUGUUUAAAAAUAUCUGUAUAGAUAACAGUUAGCCUCUGUAAUAUACACUGAAGUUCAUUUUUAAAUUCUAGGAUUUUCUUUACGAACACUGAGUUAGAUUUUAUGUAAGUUUGAUUUAUAAAAAGCUUGUCCCUGAAAACGCUUGUCCAGCUCGUCUGCACCUUUGCCUCCUCAUGUGAAGGGCCACUAUCGAGGUGCAAGAGGCUGGACCAGUGCCUGUGCUUAGGGGCUUAUUUUGCUACUAUCUUUUUGUUUUAGGGGGUUGUUUUCUGUACCUGUGGUCUGUUUUUUGAUUUCACCCCAUCCUGUAUUUGUGAUUCAACUGGUAUUAAUGAGUUGGAGAUGGUCAGAAACACUGAUAUUGUGGUAACUACUGUGAAAGGUCAGUUUAUGGGCCCAAAGGCUUCAUAGAGAGCCUUGCUGCUUUGAGAAAAGUAAGUUAAAUGGCUUUAAUUUUUCUGUGUCAUGUUUGCAUGUGAACAAGAGUGGUAGAAAUGAGAAUAUGGAUGCUCAGUGCAAAAGCAUUCAGAGACAAAAAGUUCUUAAUCAUUAUAACUGGUGAAAGUACAUUUUGUUGCUUAUUCCGUUCCAGUUGUUGCACCGAGUGGCUUUAAGUAGCAGUUAAGCUAAACCACAGAAGUUGUUAAAACCACCAAGAUGGAGCAGUAAGGGAAUUAUGUGGAGUUGUGUGAUUUCAAAGUUUUAUCUCUUCCUUUGCCAUUUUAUCUUUUUUUUAUAAUGAACAUUCUAUAGUAUGUAUAUGAGAUUUUUACAUGAAUGUGUGGAUGUUCAAAAAUCUUGGCAUCAAAAGUAGAAAAACAAAAUUGACUUGUAAAUAGGCCGAGUCAUUCCUAGCGAGUUCAACAAAUUGUUAUGUCCAAAAGAAGAUGUUUUAUUAAUAAACUAUGACGAUGGGUACAAAGGUAUAUACAAAACAAUGCAUGUAUAGUCUCAAGCAAUCGCACGGUGCAGUUGAAAAAAAUGUUGUCUACAUGUUUUCUCAAAAAAAUGAGAAAGAGAGAAAGAAAAGUUGUUCUACAGUAUGUUGCAGGUUAACAAACAUGAAGAAUGAGACAUUACUUUGGUAUCUGUGACACAGGCAUGUUCAGUCUUACUGUGAUGUUAUGUGACGAUGAAGAUAACGAUAGUGGCCGAGAGUGUUGAAUGUCUAGAAGGAUUCAGAAUGCUUGAACGCACCCCAACCAGAGAAGUCACCAGUGAUGGUGUACUCUUUCCACGGAGUGAUUCUCCCAUUUGUAGAGUAGUGUGAUAUAAGAACAAAAAUAAUACUGAAAAUAGAUCUAUAAUAUAAUAAUAUAUAAAUUUAAAAGCCUACUGAUACUGGAGAUACUAAUUUAUCAGUGUGGAUGCCAUGAUAUUCUGUGAGAAAUGUGUGUGUUUUUCCUGUGAGAAGACAGAAGGCAGUUGAACCUGCCUUCUUUUGUACAUAAUUUGCUGUGAUUGUGUGUCCAAUAAAGUGCAGCUCUCUUGUACAGUG
Messenger RNA from Dicentrarchus labrax (European seabass), 10588 nucleotides. It is a transcript of the gene srcin1a, whose product is annotated as SRC kinase signaling inhibitor 1a. Gene Ontology annotation, biological process: regulation of dendritic spine morphogenesis. Gene Ontology annotation, cellular component: cytoplasm; actin cytoskeleton; postsynaptic density. Lineage: Eukaryota; Metazoa; Chordata; Actinopteri; Moronidae. The transcript is spliced from 23 exons. The record is from RefSeq and is a predicted model, not a curated record. The coding region runs from base 492 to 5678 and encodes 1728 amino acids.